UGGAGAAUCGGCCCAAACGGACCCACGAGUAGCAAAAGAGCAGGCGCGCACCCAGGCCAGCUGGCUCUAGAGCCCAGGCUCUUCUCCAAAGAAUUUGACCCCACUAAGAAGUGGGCCGGGUAGUCGAGGGGAGGGUCAGAGUACCGGGAGAGGGAGAAACGCACGGACAGGCCCUCAGCAUCAGCAUCAGCAGCGGCUGCGGCUGCCCCACCCCCCGGAGAACCUGGAGGAAGAUUGGAGGAGGAGGAGAAGGAGGAGGAGGAGAAGGAGGACAAUGUGGAUUCCGCUUCAGAAUACCAUGGAGGUGGCGUUGCGAAGGAACCCUUACCGCCUGUGUGCAGGGACCCUGGGGGUGGCGGUCAUCCUAUUCCUGCUCGGCUUUUUUUUCGGAUGGAUUACAAAACCCACCAGUGAAGUUAGUAGCAUGAUUUCCCCGCAAAGUAUAAAGAAGGCAUUUCUGGAUGAACUGAAAGCUGAAAACAUCAAAGCAUUUUUAUAUAAUUUUACACGCAUCCCACAUCUGGCAGGAACAGAACAAAACUUGGACCUUGCAAAACAAAUUCAAUCCCAGUGGAAGGAAUUUGGCCUCGACUCAGUUGAACUUACUCACUAUGAUGUCCUCUUAUCUUACCCCAAUGAGACUAAUCCCAACUAUAUCUCCAUCAUUGAUGAAGAUGGAAAUGAGAUUUUCAACACAUCAUUGUUUGAACCUCCUCCUCCGGGAUAUGAACAUGUUCCAGAUGUGGUACCACCUUUUAGUGCUUUUUCACCACAGGGGAUGCCAGAGGGUGAACUAGUAUAUGUGAAUUAUGCAAGAACCCAAGAUUUCUUUAAAUUGCAGCGGGACUUAGGAAUCAAUUGUUCUGGGAAAAUUGUCAUUGCUAGAUAUGGGAAAAUUUUCAGAGGAAAUAAGGUUAAAAAUGCUCAACUGGCAGGAGCCAAAGGAAUUAUCCUCUACUCUGAUCCUGCUGAUUAUUCUUCCCCUGGGGUAGAACCUUAUCCAAAGGGUUGGAAUCUUCCAGGAGGUGGAGCCCAGCGUGGAAAUGUGUUAAACCUUAAUGGUGCAGGUGACCCUCUCACUCCAGGUUAUCCAGCUAAUGAAUAUGCCUAUAGAUAUGAUAUAACUGAAGCUAUUGGUCUUCCAAAGAUUCCUGUUCAUCCAAUUGGAUAUAAUGAUGCCCAGAUCUUACUAGAAAAUAUGGGAGGACCAGCACCACCAGACAACAGUUGGAAGGGAAGGCUUAAUGUGCCUUACAGCAUUGGACCUGGAUUUACUGGAAAUUAUUCUACUCGAAAAGUCAAAAUGAAUAUUCACAGCAACAAUAAAAUAACAAGGAUUUACAAUGUGAUUGGAACUCUAAGAGGAGCAGUGGAACCAGACAGGUAUGUAAUUCUGGGAGGUCAUCGUGACUCAUGGGUAUUUGGUGGCAUUGAUCCUCAGAGUGGAGCUGCUGUAGUACAUGAGAUUGUGAGAAGUUAUGGAAAACUCAAAAAGGAAGGAUGGAGGCCAAGAAGAACAAUGAUAUUUGCUAGUUGGGAUGCUGAAGAAUUUGGUCUCUUGGGAUCUACUGAGUGGGCUGAGGAAAAUUCCAAAAUACUUCUAGAACGCGGAGUGGCUUAUAUUAAUGCAGAUUCUUCUGUUGAAGGAAACUACACUUUGAGAAUCGAUUGUACACCGCUAAUGUACAGACUGGUAUACAGCCUGACAAAAGAGCUUCGAAGCCCUGAUGAGGGUUUUGAAGGCAAAUCUCUAUACGAGAGCUGGAAGGAGAAAAAUCCUUCAACAGAAUUCAAUGGCCUACCCAAGAUUAACAAACUGGGAUCUGGCAAUGACUUUGAAGUCUUUUUCCAUAGACUUGGCAUUCCUUCAGGCAGAGCUCGUUAUACUAAAAAUUGGAAAACAGACAGAUACAGCAGCUAUCCAGUAUAUCACAGUGUCUAUGAAACUUAUGAAAUAGUGGAAAAUUUUUAUGACCCCACUUUUAAGAAUCACCUCAUAGUGGCUCAGGUCCGAGGAGGCAUCCUUUUUGAAUUGGCCGACUCCAUCGUUCUUCCUCUGGAUUGUCAAGAUUAUGCCAAAGUUUUACAAAAAUAUGUUAACAGCAUUUAUGAACUGGCUCAGAAACAUCCAGAAGAAUUGCAAGAAUACGGUGUAUCUUUUGACCCACUUUUCUCAGCAGUAAAGAAUUUUACAGAAACAACUACUAACUUCAGCAAGAGACUGCAAGAUUUAGACACAAACAACCCAAUUUCAGUGAGAAUUAUCAAUGAUCAGCUAAUGUUUUUAGAAAGAUCCUUUAUUGAUCCUCUUGGAUUGCCUGGAAGCCCAUUUUACAGGCACAUCAUCUUUGCUCCAAGUAGUCAUAACAAGUAUGCUGGGGAGGCAUUCCCAGGAAUUUAUGAUGCUCUCUUUGAUAUUGAAAACAAAAAAAAUCCUUCAAAGGCUUGGGCAGAAGUCAAGAAGCAGAUUUCUGUUGCAGCCUUCACAGUGCAAGCUGCAGCAUGUACUCUGAAGUAAGUCACAUAAAAUCCAGAGCAAGGGAUCACUUGUGAAAACUGGACAUCUUUUAGAAAGUACCCAAUAGCAAAAUAGAUGACCAUCUUUGGGAAAGACCUCUACAAAAUGAUCUUAGAAAAUAGAGGAAUAUUAUUGUGAUAUAAGAAAUGAUGACUAUGAAGAACCCAGUGAACCAUGAGAAGAUUUGUAUGAAAUGAUGCAGAGUAGAGCAAGAAAAACCAGAAGAAUGGUACCCACAAUGCUUGCAAUAAUCUAAAUGAAAAGAAUACUAAGUGGAAAUCAAAUUCUGAGUAAUUGUAAUGAGUACUCUUGGUUCCAAAGCAUAGAUAAUGAAACACAGCUUUCUUCUGACAGGUAGGAAUAGAAAAGGAAAGUAUAGCACCAGAAUACUGAAUUUUCUACCAAAUGUAAACUGACUGUUUUUACUUAACUAUUUCCUUUAAGAGGAAAGUUCAAUAAUGAGCAGGGGAGCUAAUAUCAGCAAUGAUGUUUAUGUAAAAAACAAAAAGUAUUAAUAACAUUUUUUAAAAGAGAGGGUGUUCAGUAAUGUUUGGCAGAAGAGAGACAAGGGAGCUUAUAUCUGGAAAUGAUAGUCAUGCAAAAAUAUCAAUAUAAUGUAUCAAUAAAACUAACUUCUUUUUUUUUUAAAGAAAAAGGUGCUAUAGUUUACCCUAAUAUGGUUAGAGUGAACUCAUUUCUAUGAGAACUCAGUGGAAUCCUUUAUUGAUAGUUUCCCAUUUUAAGGGUCUCAAAAUAUGUAUGUGAUUUAUGCUUAUCCCAUUAUUGUUUAAGAGCAUUUGAAAAUUAAUCUCAAUUUUAAAAUAUAAUUUGAGGAACAUCCAGAAAGAGAAGAUUAACCUAGCAUGGAAUAUUUUGGUAAAUCACAUUUUCUGAUUAAUAAAAAAUUUCUGAUUAAAAUACAAAGAUACAUGUAAAAAGCUUGGGAUAAUGGCUGAAGGGCUAGCCUUGGAAUUAGAAAACCUUCUGAAAUACUUAACUACUUAAUGUUCUUGGCAACUUUCUCAGAUUAUAAAUUACAGAAAGUUGCUCAUCUGCAUCUGUGGAAAGAAUUGUCCACAAAUACCAGGAGGUCUAGACAGUGAUAAAAUCACAAGUCCAGACUCCUUUCCCUUCUCCCCUUCACCCAAAACACACAUAAUACAAAUACCAUGCUGUUAUGGUAGAGAAUGGAAGGAAUUGGGAGCAAAGAUACCUAAGCCUUAGUCUUAAACUCUGCCAAAAACUAAUUCUAUGAUCUUGGACAACUGAUUUAUUCUCUUUAGGCCUCGUUUUCUUUUCUAUAAAAUGAUCUGUAAAGUCCCUAUGAGCUUAUAGUCCACUAAAGCCUCCUGUUAUUUUGGAGGGUUUUGGCCAUGUUUCAUCCAUAUUGUAAUUGUAAUCUUUAUUUAUCUAGUUAGGCUAGUCCUCAUAGGAUGCACAUAUAUUUCAUCAGUCAACCUGUCCAGAAUUCCUGUCCUGCAUGGUAGGACAUGCAAAUCUUCAGCUACUAACUAACCCAGUCACUUGUAUCAAAGGAUGAUUUUAGUGAGGCAGUUCAGUGCGCUCUGGACUUGAAGUUAUGAAACGUUCCUACCCCUGUCAUUUAUUAGCUAUGUGACAAGUGGCAAAUCAUUUAAUCUCUCUGUCUCAGUUUCCUCAACUUUGAAUGGACAUGAGACUUGAAGUGUCUACCCUACAGGGUUGCCUUGAGGCUAAAAUUUAAUAAUAUAUGUAAAACACUUUACAUCCUUUAAACUGCUUAUAUACAGAUCAAUCAUCAUCAUCUUCUUCAUCAUUUUUGUUGUUAUGUUGCCUAGAAGAUAAUUUUAUCUUCAGGUUCAUAUCUCAAGGGCAGACAGUUUCCUUCCUAUAUCCACAGCUCCUAUCAUAAUGAUAUGAUUGUUUUAACUCACCAUUCUUUCUUACUAAUCCCCUAUGGUCCAAAUCCAUUCAUCCCAAUUUAAAUUCAUCCUCCAUAUCUAAUAACAUUAAUCCUUCUCCAAUGCCCUUCUCAUGCUAGUGUUCUGGAGCAAUCCAAAAAUAGCUUUUUAUUGGAUAUCAAAUCCACACUGUUGUCACUGGGACCUAGAAGCAUCUGUUCAAGAUUCCUAUAGACUUCUUUGGUUAAAUUGUGAAACUACUGGCUGAACUGCAACUGAGCCUUAUAGAUCACUACUGAGAUGCAGUGAUAGGUUCUUACUCAGGGUAGUCCUUUGAUGUUAUCAUUGAAAUGUUGUACUAAAAUGACCUUAGGUUAGAUUUCUUGCUGCAGUUCUUAUGCCUUUUAAGUCCCACUACUCUAUAGAUAAUAUAAUGGAUAUAAUGCUACACUUGGAAUUAGGAAAACCUGAGUUCAAAUCAUAAUGCUUAUUAAUGGUGUGAUAUGGAUCAAGUCACUUACCCUGUCAAUGUUUGUUUCCUCACCUGAACAAUAGAGAAAAUAAUAGCACCUUCAUCAGACAAUUGUUGUGAGAAUGAAGUGAAAUAAUACAUGUAAAGUGUUUAAAGUGUUAUAUAAAUGUGAUCC
Messenger RNA from Sarcophilus harrisii (Tasmanian devil), 5045 nucleotides. It is a transcript of the gene FOLH1B, whose product is annotated as folate hydrolase 1B. Lineage: Eukaryota; Metazoa; Chordata; Mammalia; Dasyuromorphia; Dasyuridae. The transcript has 19 exons. The record is from RefSeq and is a predicted model, not a curated record. Bases 275 to 2518 code for a protein of 747 amino acids. Gene Ontology annotation, molecular function: carboxypeptidase activity.